AUGGAUUCUGCGGUGGCACAACAUGUGGUCGGCCUCCGCAUCGAUCCGACCACGCCGACGCCGACCACGCCGACCACGCCGACGCCGACCACGCCGACCACGCCAGCCACGCCGUCUUCGUCGAUGUCGGCCAUGUCGCGAGCGUGUUCGGGCCUGCGGCGGUCACCGUCGCGAACGGCGCCGCGGACUACCCUCGGAUCGUUGCGGCGGGCGCAGACGGCGUCAGAGGCCGAGCUACGCCCGGUGGUCUGGGGCGAGACCCCCGGGUCUCCGCUAGCUUCGCGGCUAGCACCCUCGCCGCGCGCCUCGGCCUUGCCUGUUCGCAAGUCUGACGAUCGCUGCGACCACUCGCCAGCUCGCCCACCGCGGCUUUCGGCCUCGCCGAUGCCGGCCUGGGUCCGCAACGGCGUCUCGCCGCUCAAGCAAGCCGCCAUGGAGCUGCUGGGCGAGCAGGCUGAGAUGCUCGCCGCCGCCGACGAGCGGCUGCACACGCUCCGCGCCGCAUAUCAGGCCGAAAAGGACGACGUGCUCGACGUGGCCCAUCUUCUUGACACCCAUCCACCCCGCUCUGCCGCCGCCUUUGGCUCCGGCUCGCCAGCCUCGCUCUCAAUCGAAGCUCUGAGUUGCGACUCAAGGCUACAGGCCGCCCUGGUUGCGUCGCCCGUGGAGGGCAUGGACGCUGCCAGUGGCACGCCGCACGCCCACCGACUGCGUCGUGAGCUUCCAGCCUCACUUGCUUCGCCGCGAUCGCCGCUUGGACUCUCGUCACGCUGCUCAUCGUGGUGUCUCGGCGUAGCCCCGCGCCUCCCGCCCCCGCCGACUCGGUCGCCCGUCGCCGACCUGCUGGCCAAUGCCGCCGCCGAUCGCGAGCACACCGAAAACCGGCUCAUCUACCUCAAGCGUCGCGAGAUGCACGGCCGUUAG
This is a messenger RNA of Thecamonas trahens ATCC 50062, 924 nucleotides long. RefSeq lists its product as uncharacterized. NCBI's taxonomy places the organism in Eukaryota, Apusomonadida, Apusomonadidae. The transcript has 2 exons. Bases 1 to 924 code for a protein of 307 amino acids. The record is from RefSeq and is a predicted model, not a curated record.